AUGGAGCCUCGCUCCUCCUGGGCGCCUUUGGAAUUGGCCACGAUUCUUCUCCUCGCCCCGCUGUUGAGUUGCGUCUACCCGGCGUCUCCUGGGACCCCAGUCGCUUGUUACCCCAACCGGCCGUGCCAGAUCCCACUCCUGAGCCGCAAUCCGGCCACACUGAUCUGUCCUAACGCCCCGUCCCAGCCCGGCCGGGUGACCUGGACCUACAUCAACAGCUCGGAGCCCGGUUCCAAAGCGGUUCUGUUGGUGGGACGAGGAGCCGUCCCGCUCAGCGGAGGGUCCCUGGGCGACCUGCAGUCGCGUUGCGGCUUGUCCCCGCCGCACCUCUCCAUCCGACCCGCCACCGUGCGGGACUCCGGCGUCUAUAUCUGCCAAGUGGGUCACAACACCCUGGCGUACUACGAGGCGGACGUCCAAGCUGUAGACAAGGCUCACCUCUCCGGCAAGUCCAUCGGCGUCUCCCCCCUGCCCAGCGCCUUCCAAGAAGUAGGAGGCCAGCACUGGGAACUCUUCACCCUCUGGAAUGCUUGGGAAGGUUGCAAUCGGUGCGGGGUCCCGGGAGAGAGGAGGCGCUUGGGUUUCUGCUACGCCCGUCCCGUCUCGGGAUACCAGCCACCCGCGCCCUGUGGCCUCUCGGCUGCCAGGGGCCAGCAACACCCCGCCCGGGGUCCCGAGAUCGCACUGGAGUCCUGCCGGGUCCCGUGUCCCACCGACUCGCCUUACGGAAAGCACCCCCGGCUCUUGGAAUACCCGGGUCGAAAAUUCGUCCCGUUGGACAAUCCCGGGACGCUCUUGAUCGAGACCUACUUGGUGAACGUCAACGGCAACGUGAGUCUCAAGUGUCCCGGCGCCUCGGUCUACACCCCGGUGUCCUGGCAAAGAAACUCCACUUACGUGACGCGGGGGGAACUGUCCGCACGGCGGGGGAGCGCUCACUCCUUGGACGAUCUCACCGGGGGCAGCGUCUACAGAAUCGCCGGGGUGCAGAAGAGUGACCAGGGGGUCUACAGGUGCUACGUGGCUCAGGGACUGGCCGGAUCUUUCCACUUGAGGGUCUUGGACCCUUACGGGAGAGGAGGAGCGGCGGCGGCGGGGAGCAAUGCCAUGGGCGCGGUGUGGGAUCUCUUGGCUGCCAUCUCCAUAACCUCAGCGGUUCUUGUUUUCUUAAGUUUCCUGUACACUUACUGCAGCCAAGUGCGGCGGCACCAGGUCGUGCACUGGUAG
Molecule: messenger RNA, 1227 nt
Organism: Pristis pectinata (smalltooth sawfish)
Lineage: Eukaryota; Metazoa; Chordata; Chondrichthyes; Rhinopristiformes; Pristidae
Product: protein FAM187B-like
Exons: 1
Coding region: 1-1227 (408 amino acids)
Source: RefSeq, a predicted model, not a curated record